Salvia miltiorrhiza (redroot sage) is the source of this 806-nucleotide messenger RNA. Its product is annotated as B-box zinc finger protein 22-like. Bases 75 to 806 code for a protein of 243 amino acids. Gene Ontology annotation, cellular component: nucleus. Gene Ontology annotation, molecular function: zinc ion binding. The transcript has 3 exons. The record is from RefSeq and is a predicted model, not a curated record. NCBI's taxonomy places the organism in Eukaryota, Viridiplantae, Streptophyta, Magnoliopsida, Lamiales, Lamiaceae. Gene Ontology annotation, biological process: regulation of DNA-templated transcription; photomorphogenesis.
UCUUACCGGAUUUAACCGCCACAACACCUCCUUCCUCCUCCCCAACAUUCACAAGUCUGCUAUUUUGAGGUGAAAUGAAGAUUCAAUGCAACGUGUGUGAGGCGGCGGAGGCGAAAGUGCUGUGCUGCGCCGACGAGGCCGCCCUCUGCACCGAGUGCGACCAGAAAGUGCACGCCGCCAAUAAGCUCGCCAGCAAACACCAGAGGGUUCCUCUCUCGACUUGUUCGUCGCAGAAGCCCAAGUGCGAUAUAUGCCAGGAAACAGUAGGGUAUUUCUUUUGCUUGGAAGACCGAGCUCUGCUCUGCAGAAGAUGUGAUGUUUCUGUACACACUGCAAAUCGGUUGGUGGCUGCUCAUCAGAGAUUCUUGCUCACUGGAGUGAAAGUAGGUCUUGAAGCAACCAAAUUGGAUCGAGCUCCUCCUCCCUCAACAACUGAUCUGCCUGCCCAAGCCCAAGGGGAUAUUUCCUCAUCAAAGACGGGAGGUUCCAUGUCGCAGUGGCCGUUGGAUGAAUUCCUUGAACUCGGUGACUACACUCACAAGUAUGACUUUAUGGAUCCUGCUGGCUCAUCCAAGAGUGAGGCGAAUUGCGGGAAGUUUGGAGAUGCAGAUUGGUCCCCUGUGGUGCAAGUUGCUGAUAUGGAGUUAGAGGGAGAUGAGCAGAAUACUUGUUUCUGGAGAGUGCCGGAGAUUCCGUCUCCCCCCACAGCGUCCGGCCUUUACAGCUGGUCUCAUUCUGCUGCCUUCGUGCACCAUCGUCCCCACGGCGACGGACCCGUUUCUGAUCGACUUGUACCAGAGUUGUGA